Pseudocercospora fijiensis CIRAD86 is the source of this 2658-nucleotide messenger RNA. RefSeq lists its product as uncharacterized. The record is from RefSeq and is a predicted model, not a curated record. Gene Ontology annotation, molecular function: mRNA binding; translation repressor activity; protein binding. The coding region runs from base 453 to 2348 and encodes 631 amino acids. Gene Ontology annotation, cellular component: P-body. The transcript is spliced from 2 exons. NCBI's taxonomy places the organism in Eukaryota, Fungi, Ascomycota, Dothideomycetes, Mycosphaerellales, Mycosphaerellaceae. Gene Ontology annotation, biological process: regulation of mRNA stability; nuclear-transcribed mRNA poly(A) tail shortening.
CUUGUCGCGUGAGUGUAGGUAUUGUUUGUUGGACCGCUUCGCUCGCUAUCCUCACCCUCACCAGCAUCGCCGCCGCCGCCGCCGCCGCCGCUCUCCUCCGCCCUGUACCGUACCGCCAGCAGAAGGCCUGAGUCGAGUACCGCUGCGACCGCGACUAGCUCCAGCUCUGUCACGCGGCUCGCGCCAAUCCUCUCCCGCGAAACCACUACGACCACUACUCGAUCACCUUUCCUCCUGCAUCGACCCUCUGCAGCUGAACGACACAUGCUGUCGGCCAGCACCUCCGCCUUGUUCGCAUAGUCCGCCCUUCGAAUACCUUUGAGGACAGCAGGUCUGCAGGUCACUUCGACUUUCGAGAGCAAUUUCUACGCGCCAAACCUCACAUCUCACCCUCCAUCGCACACAGAAUACGCUUAGCAUACGAAAAUACGAUUUAGACAUCUUCACUCAAAAUGUCAAACAUUAUCGGCAACCGCAACAGCACACCUGAGACCUCGUCCUCGUCCUUCGGCGGAGGCUCCACUCUCCGCCCUCCCACUUCUCGCACGCUGGGGUCUGGCCAUCACCUGCGUGCCUCUGCCGACAUGGGUGCCUUUUCGGCCACCUCCCCGCUCGCUACACGAGGCAUUCGUCCUGCCUCCGAAGUCUACUUCAACCAGCUGCGCGAGAGCGGCAACACCGCCAACCCUGACGACGUUGAACGUGCCGCACAGCAAUGGAUUGCCGACAUCGAUCAGUACGAGACCACUCUGGAAGAGAUGGCUGCCGCGACCCUUGACCAGGAUUUCAAGGACGAGCUGAGCGCUAUCGAGCAGUGGUUCCGUGUGCUCAGCGAGCCUGAGCGAACUGCCGCUUUGUAUGCUUUGCUUCAGCAGACCACGCAGGUCCAGAUCCGCUUCUUCAUCCAAGUCCUGCAACAAAUGGCCAAGAGCCACCCCAUGUCCGGCGUUCUUUCCCCAGCCGCGUUCAAUGAGAAAGACCCGAUGUCUUCACGGAUGAAUGAUGCCAUGAAUAAGCUAAAUGUAGAGGGCUCACGUGGCUCAUUUGGUUUUGGUGCGAAGCCGCCGCCUUCGCCAGGUGCCAAGCGCAUGUCCGGCUUAGACCCCAACACGAUCAAGAGCAUGUUCCCAGACGCUGCAAAUGCUAUCGAGGAUCAAAAGAAGGAAUUUCAGGCGACUACUGGUAAUGCGCCAAAGAGCAACAGAAACAGUGCGGUUGGAGAUCGCUCUUCUCAGUACAUGCCUACAAUCUCUGCGCCGGACGAGGACAAGAAGAACGGUGGAAUUCCUUCUGGACCAUGGAGGAACACCAGCGGCUCGCAGGGAGAGAACCAGCCACCGAUCGGUAGGCCAAAGUCGUCUUCGAGCCAAGCCCAGGCUGCACCUAUGGGCCAAUUUGGUGUCAGCCAGGCUCCUCUACCAUCGGCUGGCCUGCGUUCUUCACGCCCGUUCCCAAUUUCUGGCGACAACAAUAUUCAGAGCCAGACUGCCUCCAGUGGCUUGACCGACAGCACAGGCAUGCCAUUGAUGUCACCAUAUGCGCCUGGUGCCAGCUGGGCUUCCAUGACCAACACUCCUAUGGUCUCCAACUUCAGCCAGCAGCAGAGCGCCAAUCAGGCUGACAUGGUCGCAAAUGCCACUGCAAUGAAGCUUGCUGCGCUUUCGACUGUGAACAAUCGCAUCCAGCUUGAUGAUGUGCGCAAGUAUCGCCGUGCUAGAUCUUCCGAGGGCCAGAACCAGCAACAGCCUUUGUCGCCCGGUAUGCCCUCGAGCAUCCUCAUGACCAACGAGCUCGGCCAGAUCUUGACUCCUCAGCAAGCAGCUGUACUACAGCAACAGCAGAUCGCAGCUCUGCAGGGCCGACGCUCUCGACCUGCUUCCCCAGGCAUUGCCAUUACUGGUCCUCCGGGCGGGAACCCUGCAAUGCCUCUUGGCGGGAUGCAGAGCAACGGCUUCCUUGCUGCUGGCAACUACGAUAUGUCGGGACUGCAUAAUGGAAUGGCGGGCAUGAACCUCAACACCCUCGGCGUAGGCGGCUUUGGCAAUGAAGCAUAUCUCUCUGAUGCCUCCGAAAUCAAUCGUGGCCGCUCGCCGAGAGGACGUCGGGGAAGCUCCAAGCCACCGGAGGAUCCUACCGAUCUUGCCUUGCUCAAGGAUAUCCCAAAUUGGCUGAGGACUUUGAGGCUGCACAAAUACACUGAUAAUUUGAAGGACAUGCGAUGGCAGGAUCUUGUACAGCUAGAUGACGCUGGUCUUGAGGGAAGAGGUGUUGCUGCGAAGGGUGCUAGGACGAAGCUGCUGAAGGUCUUUGAGCAAGUUCGCGAAGCGCAAGCAGAAGGUCGCAUGUAAGUUCAGCCGAACUUGACGAUAUGGCGCAAUACAUGAAGGCGAACAAGCAUGGCGCGCUUGGUCGGCCUAUUUUGGUCGUUCAGAUUGAUGGAAGAGGGGUGGCAUCUGCGGUGCAGUCUACUGCUUCCACUUGCAUGGCGUUGAUCUGUUCAUUAAUAUUUGACUAAUAAUGGGAUUGACGAAUGCCGCAUGUUACGAGGAGUGAAGCGAUGCUUUGCGAAAGAACGGGAUUGGUAGUCAUGUCGAUGGAGGAAAAAUGAGAUGCGGCGAUAAUUAGGAUAUGUUUGAAAAGAGUACUGUUGUUUGUUCC